Molecule: messenger RNA, 1077 nt
Organism: Glycine soja
Lineage: Eukaryota; Viridiplantae; Streptophyta; Magnoliopsida; Fabales; Fabaceae
Product: endonuclease 2
Exons: 9
Coding region: 120-974 (284 amino acids)
Biological process (GO): DNA catabolic process
Molecular function (GO): nucleic acid binding; endonuclease activity
Source: RefSeq, a predicted model, not a curated record
ACUUUAUUCACACAAUUCACACCGCAAAUGACAAAACAAAACCACCUCUCUUUCACACACACUUAUAAAUAAGUGCAGAGCUAGUUGAGGAUUUGCAUAGUUAGGUGAAGGAGAAAAAGAUGGAGUAUUACAAAAUCCAGUUAGUGGCCAUAGUGUCACUGAUGAUUGUGCUUCCAAACACACAAGGGUGGGGAGAAGAUGGGCAUGCCAUAAUUUGUAGGAUUGCUCAGUCUCGCCUCAGCGAUUCAGCCGCAAAUGCUGUGAAAAACCUGCUACCAGAAUAUGCACAAAACGACUUAGGAAAUGUGUGCUCAUGGGCUGAUCGUGUCAGGUUUUAUUUGCACUGGUCUGCUCCAUUGCACUUUGCUGAUACACCUGACAACCUUUGCAAUUAUCAGUAUGACAGGGAUUGCAAGGAUCAGGAUGGAGUGAAGGGAAGAUGUGUAGUGGGAGCGAUUAAGAACUACACUGAUCAGCUCCUCGACUAUGGCAAAAACACUCAAAAUAACCUCACACAGGCUCUUAUGUUCCUUUCUCAUUUUAUGGGAGAUGUCCAUCAGCCUCUACAUGUGGGCUUUACCUCAGACAGGGGAGCCAAUUCAAUUAAUGUUCACUGGUACACAAGGAAACAAAAUCUUCACCAUGUUUGGGAUGUUAACAUAAUUGAGACAGCAGAAGAAAGAUUCUAUGACUCCAACAUAGACGAGUUUACCAAUGCCAUUCAAGAGAAUAUUACGAAAACAUGGUCCGAUCAAGUACUAGGAUGGGAAACCUGCGAUUCUAAGGAGACUGCAUGCCCUGAUAUAUACGCGUCUGAAGGAGUUCAAGCAGCCUGUCAAUGGGCAUAUAAAGGUGCUCCCGAAGGUUCAGUGCUAGAAGACGAUUACUUCCUAUCACGUUUGCCAGAGGUCAGCUUGCGAUUAGCUCAAGGAGGAGUUCGACUGGCUGCAACUCUCAAUCGUAUUUUUGGUUGAUGUAAUGUGAUUUGUUGGACUGUGAAAUACGAAAUGUCUCUAACUCUGUCGUAUAUUUGGCCGAAUGAGGUUUGUUAAAAGAGAAUAAAUUAAGUUCUUGCAA